CGCUCCUGCUCGCGCCGGCGCUGCACCGGAGCCUCCCCGCCGCCCGCUUUGUGCUUCCCUCCGAAGAUGGGAGCGACCUCUCCCAGCUCGGGAGCUAUUUAAAAAGGAGGGAGUGCGCCGUCUUUCCUAUUAGCGUGGAGGAGCCGGAGAAGGAUCCAGUCACACUCCCCCAAACCAGUAGGUUGGGACAGUUGGAACUCUGCCAUUGUCCAGCAUGCUGCAGCUCAGUCUGUCACCCACCUUGUCGAUGGGAUUUCAUGUGUUAGCCAUGGUGGCCCUCGUGUUUUCCCACGUGGACCAUAUAAGUGCUGAGACAGAAAUGGAAGGAGAAGGCAAUGAGACUGGCGAGUGUACUGGCUCCUAUUACUGUAAGAAGGGGGUGAUUUUACCCAUUUGGGAGCCCCAGGACCCUUCCUUUGGGGACAAAAUUGCUAGAGCGACUGUGUAUUUUGUGGCCAUGGUCUACAUGUUUCUUGGCGUCUCGAUCAUUGCUGACCGGUUCAUGUCCUCUAUAGAAGUCAUCACGUCUCAAGAGAAAGAAAUCACCAUAAAGAAACCCAAUGGAGAGACCACCAAGACAACUGUGAGGAUCUGGAAUGAGACAGUGUCCAACCUGACCUUGAUGGCCCUGGGAUCUUCAGCUCCAGAGAUCCUCCUUUCAGUAAUUGAGGUGUGCGGCCAUAACUUCACUGCAGGAGACCUUGGUCCUAGCACCAUUGUGGGGAGUGCUGCAUUCAACAUGUUCAUCAUCAUUGCACUUUGUGUAUACGUCGUCCCAGAUGGGGAGACAAGGAAGAUCAAGCAUUUGCGUGUGUUCUUUGUGACAGCAGCAUGGAGCAUCUUUGCCUAUACCUGGCUUUACAUCAUUUUGUCUGUCAGCUCUCCUGGGGUUGUGGAAGUCUGGGAAGGUUUGCUUACUUUCUUCUUCUUCCCCAUCUGCGUUGUGUUUGCUUGGGUGGCAGACCGGAGGCUCCUGUUUUACAAGUAUGUCUACAAGAGGUAUCGGGCUGGCAAGCAGAGGGGAAUGAUUAUUGAACACGAAGGAGACAGGCCAUCUUCCAAGACAGAAAUUGAAAUGGAUGGGAAAGUGGUCAAUUCCCAUGUUGACAGUUUCUUAGAUGGAGCCCUGGUUCUGGAGGUUGAUGAGAGGGACCAAGAUGAUGAAGAAGCCAGGCGAGAAAUGGCAAGGAUUCUGAAGGAACUCAAGCAGAAGCACCCAGAGAAGGAAAUAGAGCAAUUAAUAGAAUUAGCCAAUUACCAGGUCUUAAGUCAGCAGCAAAAAAGUCGAGCAUUUUACCGCAUUCAAGCUACCCGCCUGAUGACUGGAGCAGGCAACAUUUUAAAAAGGCAUGCAGCAGACCAAGCCAGGAAAGCCGUCAGCAUGCACGAGGUCAACACGGAAGUGGCUGAAAAUGACCCUGUCAGUAAGAUCUUCUUUGAACAAGGGACGUAUCAGUGUCUGGAGAACUGUGGCACGGUAGCCCUGACCAUUAUCCGCAGAGGUGGUGAUUUGACCAACACUGUGUUUGUUGACUUCAGAACAGAGGACGGCACAGCCAAUGCUGGGUCUGAUUACGAAUUUACUGAAGGAACUGUGGUCUUCAAGCCUGGUGAGACCCAGAAGGAAAUCAGAGUUGGCAUCAUUGAUGAUGACAUCUUUGAGGAGGAUGAGAAUUUCCUUGUGCAUCUCAGCAACGUCAAAGUAUCUUUGGAAGCCUCGGAAGAUGGCAUCCUGGAAGGCAGUCAUGUCUCUACCCUUGCUUGCCUGGGAUCUCCCUCCACUGCCACUGUGACUAUUUUUGAUGAUGACCACGCCGGCAUCUUUACUUUUGAGGAACCUGUGACUCAUGUGAGUGAGAGCAUUGGCAUCAUGGAGGUGAAAGUACUGAGGACAUCUGGAGCACGUGGAAAUGUUAUCGUUCCCUAUAAGACCAUUGAGGGGACCGCCAGAGGCGGAGGAGAAGACUUUGAGGACACAUGCGGAGAGCUGGAGUUCCAGAAUGACGAAAUUGUGAAGAUCAUUACCAUUAGAAUAUUUGACCGUGAGGAAUAUGAGAAAGAGUGCAGUUUCUCCCUUGUGCUUGAGGAACCAAAAUGGAUAAGAAGAGGAAUGAAAGGUGGCUUCACAAUAACAGAUGAAUAUGAUGACAAGCAGCCACUGACCAGCAAAGAGGAGGAAGAGAGGCGCAUUGCAGAAAUGGGGCGCCCCAUUCUGGGAGAGCACACCAGACUGGAGGUGAUCAUUGAAGAAUCCUACGAGUUCAAGAGUACCGUGGACAAACUGAUUAAGAAGACAAACCUAGCCCUCGUGGUUGGGACGAACAGCUGGAGAGAGCAGUUCAUCGAGGCGAUCACUGUCAGUGCUGGGGAAGAUGACGAUGACGACGAAUGUGGGGAGGAGAAGCUGCCUUCCUGUUUUGACUACGUGAUGCACUUUCUGACUGUGUUCUGGAAGGUCCUCUUCGCCUUUGUCCCCCCGACAGAGUACUGGAACGGCUGGGCAUGUUUCAUCGUCUCCAUUCUCAUGAUUGGCAUACUGACGGCUUUCAUUGGAGACCUCGCUUCCCACUUCGGCUGCACCAUCGGCCUGAAGGAUUCCGUGACUGCGGUGGUGUUUGUCGCGCUUGGAACCUCAGUGCCAGACACGUUUGCAAGCAAAGUGGCAGCCACCCAGGACCAGUAUGCGGAUGCAUCCAUAGGUAACGUCACAGGCAGCAACGCGGUGAACGUCUUCCUGGGCAUCGGUGUGGCCUGGUCCAUCGCUGCCAUCUACCACGCGGCCAACGGGGAACAGUUCAAAGUGUCCCCUGGCACGCUAGCUUUUUCUGUCACUCUCUUCACCAUUUUUGCUUUCAUCAAUGUGGGGGUGCUGCUGUAUCGGCGGAGGCCAGAAAUUGGAGGUGAGCUGGGUGGGCCCCGGACUGCCAAGCUCCUCACAUCCUGCCUCUUUGUGCUCCUGUGGCUCCUGUACAUUUUCUUCUCCUCCCUGGAGGCCUACUGCCACAUAAAAGGCUUCUAAAGGAACAAUCAGAUGUAGUAAAUUUAUAUAUAUAUACAUAUAUAUAUACAUAAAAUUAUGUAUAAUGAACAGAGGAAACUGGCGUUUGUCAUAUCCACCCACCUGCUGAUGGAAUCCAGCUUCAAGAGCAGACUCUGUACUAGGGCCGGAGUGAGAAGGCAUCACCUCCCGUUCCCAGGGGCAUCGUCUUGUUGAACCAGGCAUGGAGGCAGGGCUAUCUUUACAGCUCAGCCCAGAAGAGCUGUGUUCUCCCCGGGUUCAUAAAUCCUUAAGUCUUUGAUUUGUUUUCUGUUUUUGCUUGUUUUGGGUCGGGGUUGGGAGGUGGUUGAUGUUAGGGUUUGGUUUUGUUUUUGCAGGGGGAGGAUCAGGGUUUGUGCUUCUCUUGCGGGAGGUGAUGUCCAAUCUCAAUGGUAAAAAUGGAAAUCAGGAAGAUGACUCUCCCUUUGCCCAAAAACUUUAAAAAUUAUUUUGGAGUAAGAAAGGAAACGGGCACUGAAGAAGAAAGAAGCAUGUCUUCACUAUAUUACUAAAUUUCAUGCUUAUCUCUGGAGCGAGAGCAGAGGUGAAGCUCCCUCCAAGAAGAAACUUGGGAGCUGGAAUGGAGCCAAGAAGAGUUGUGGUUCUAGAUACAGUCUGAUAUUUAAAGAUGCUAGGCUUGGCACCCUUGUUCAACAGGUACAAAAACAACAUGCCUAGAUUCCCAGGAACAUACAAAGUCCUUUCUUAUCUCUUUAGCUCUGGACUGUGAUUAGCAAGGCCCUGAUUCUGAUGUUCCACACCCACUGAUUCCCCAGCCUUCCCAUCCCAAACCCCUUCUCCUCCCCUUUACCCCUCAUAUAAACAGGAAGAAUAACUCCAUUCAAAAUGCACAUCAUCCUUUUCCAUUUGCAUCAGUCUGUGUCCCAUGUUGCUAUUGCCUGGGAUUGUCCAUCAGUUCUGUUUUCCAGGGCAUCAAUGGCCUGCACACUCCUGUUCCAGUCAUGAUGGAACAUUUGCUCCUCUUUCAUGUGCCUGUUUGGGAAUGUUGUUGUGAUACCUGUUACACAGUGCAUGGAUGAAAAACAAAUACAACAAAACAAAGCGUAUCUGUAUAUAGUAGAGCAUAGCAUAUACUGUUCUCCCAUUUGGCGACAUUGAUUGGACAUUGAAGACAUAAGUGAGUUUUCUUUUCACCUGAGUUGUAACUUUUGUGUUGUUAUUGAGUUUGGUUAGGGAUAAAAGGAGAAAAUGGCUUAUUGUUCAUGGAUCUGCACGUUCAUUUCUAAGAAACAAUAACUGUUACAUGGGAGUUAAAGCUAUUGAGAGGACAGCGGGCACGCAACAAAGUAUCUUCAAGGAAAAUUAGCCGUGUGGUGCACAUCAAAGCCUUGAAAACUCACCUGUUGGUUCAGGAAGGCCAAGGAGAAGGGCUGUGUGGAGAAGGGGAUACGUUAGAUGUGCCUGGGCUCUGAAAGCCUCUGUUCCUGGAACACCCCUGCCCCCAAAGUAUUUAUUUCACAUCUGCUCUGUCUGGCACAGAUAGUAGAUAGUGCUGGUUUGUUCAUUUUAUUUUUUUAUGUAAAAGGCUAUUCAGAGCCCCAUUUUUUUCACCAUCCAGACCCCUCUGAUAGUAUCUGCAGUUCCUGAGGAGAAAAGAAGCCACGGUGAGCAACAGGCCUAUCAAAGUGUGUCUUCUCUACAUAGGGCUAAGGAGGACGUGAAUCAAUGAGAUGAUUAGUGCCUCUCUGGGAGGUUUUAACCCUGGAAACGGAAUGGCUCUAUUUCACAAUAUCAAAGAGUAUGAUAAACCCAAUGUUCCAAAGCCGUGAGUCCACAAAUGAGGAAAAAUGGAAUGACUUAGGUCCCCUCUCAGACAUUUCUCUAUCCAUAAAGAAUCCCAGGCCAGAGACACCCCUAAGCCCUCUGUGUUGAUUCAGAGAUACUUAACUGAUAAUAAUUUUCAUUUCUUAUUUUCUCUUCGUCCACUUAGUAAUCACAAUCAUUCAUCAUUUAAUAAACACUGGGUGAAUGAAUAAGUAAAUGCUGAGUGCCCACUCAAUCUGCCCAGUACUAUGCUAGCACUUGGGGACUAAACAUGGACCAGACAGCCCGGAUCCCUAUCCUGAGGGGGUUCACAGUUAAUCCCUGAGCAACAGUUAACAGCCACAUGGAAACAAUUUGAUCUUACAAGAAAAACACAAUCACUGAAAUUCUCUUGCCUAGAUGCCUAAGAUUUUCUUGAACUGAGAGAGGGUAAGGCGCAGGGUAGGAACAGCAGUCUAUGUAUCCAGAUCCUUGCAGAUCUGUACAUCUUUCCAUUUUAAACCAAGUAAGGCAAUCCUGCUGAUGACCCAACUGUCUGAGAAAUCCCAAUUAAUCCCAGUUUUUAUCUUCAGCUGAUCUUUGUUGGACAGCAGUACUUUUCCAUGCCCCCUGCAGCUAUAAUUUCUCACAUCUCCUGGAGCCUCAGCCCUGACCUGUCAUGGCCCAACGCACUGGUGGCAUAGUCCUAACCCAUUUUUUUCUGAAGAUUUAUUUAAUGAAAAGCUAGCCUAGAAACACCAAGUAAAUAGUCAAGGGAUAUGAGUUGUUUAAACAUUAGAAAGACUUUGCACUCCUUUCUAGCUAUAUUUGGAAUGUUAAUAAUCCCAUAGCAAAUUUUCACAGAGGAUGGUAAGAAAUCUUGACUGUUGGUCAAUUUCAAUUUCAAAGCUUUUUGGUUUGUUUGCUUUUUAAAUUUUCAUGUUAUAGGGAAAGUAUGAUUCUGGUUGUUCAGGGUUGUUUUAGUAAUUAUAGUCAUGUACAAUUAUUUCAUUUUGUUUGAUUAUUUUGUGAGUAUUGUGCACAGCUUGGGGGGGAGGUGCACUAAUUGUGCUGUUCCUUAUAGAUGGUACACAUUAUUGACACAGACAAAUAAAGUUUCUAAUGGUUUCUGAUUUAA
Molecule: messenger RNA, 5939 nt
Organism: Dama dama (fallow deer)
Lineage: Eukaryota; Metazoa; Chordata; Mammalia; Artiodactyla; Cervidae
Gene: SLC8A1
Product: solute carrier family 8 member A1
Exons: 8
Coding region: 215-3019 (934 amino acids)
Biological process (GO): sodium ion transmembrane transport; cell communication; calcium ion import across plasma membrane
Cellular component (GO): postsynapse; axon; sarcolemma
Molecular function (GO): calcium:sodium antiporter activity
Source: RefSeq, a predicted model, not a curated record